GUGGUCAAUUCGUCGAUGAUUAAGCGAGGUGUGAACGGUGCCGGCGGAGAGGGUGUGGAAAAAUCAUUACCGCGGCUGACUUACGCGUCGCAAAAUCUUUACUGCAGUCUACCCCGCGAACACGGUCGUCAGUUUCACCAACAGAACGUCACCGUCGGUUCCUCGGGGUCUCGAAAAAUUUCGAAAACAUCCAACGGCCACACGGAAGCAACGGGGCAAAAUCCUCCCCGCCCGAGAUCGAACAGUGCGAAUUUUUACGGCGUGAAAUCACCGCAAAUCUCCAUGCAAACCUCCUCGACCGCGACCGUGCUGAAGAGAGGAGGUCCUGCUUACAGCAGCGACGGCAAGAGCAUAAAACGUAGAAAUCAGCGGGACAGACGAAGACACUCCUUGAAUGAAAUUCUCCAGGACGACAACAGGACAACGACGUCUUCCCGGGUCAAAGAAAAAAGGUGUAUCCCGGAUGGCGGGGACGUCGGACGCACGAUGACGGACCUGCAGCCGUCCUCACCAGGAUAUCGCGGCCAGGAUGAACCCCCGGGUCCAGCCCGAUCACCGUCAGCUGCCACCACAUUCUCGUACUCAACACACGGCCAUACCGCAGUUGGUACAGAAAAUUCACCGUACAAAAAUUCAACCCCCUAUUCCACGGAGGGUUACGGAAAACAGAAUUCUUCUCCUCCGUCUUCUGCUUCUCCCAAUUCACCCUCGCGUACAUCGGGCACGCAGUUGCAAAACGAUUUUUAUCACAUACACAAAAAUAACGAUGCCCAGAUCAACCGUAACGAACGCGAAAUCGUCAGUAAAAAAAAUUCAAUCAUCACCGGGUACAACGACGGUUACAAGAAAAAUACACCUGGGUACAAAAACGACAGCGGCUACAGCGAAAGCUCCGGAUUCGGUAGCUACAGUUUGCCGCUCAGCGAAAGAGACGAGGCCUCGCCGCCCCCUACGCCUCCGGUCAGGGACGCCUCCAGUCUCAAAGGAGUUUGCUACGGACCUGGUCACGAGAAAUAUCCGUCCUGGCCGACCGCGCCGGAGCAUCACAGCCCCGAGGAAGAAGUUAUACACGCAGCUUCGUCGCACGGUGGUUCCCACAGGUCAAAAUCUUGGACGGAUCACACGACGUAUCCUAAGGAAAAACCGGCACAGUACACGAGACCACAUACCAAAAGACCGAAUCCAGCGUUUACUCAACAGCUGAAAACGGUGAUGGAGCGGUGCGAGAAAAUACCAGCCGAAACAUACGAGGCCCGUAACAGAAGCAACGUCGAAUCAGCCACAGAGUCAAGACUUUGGCCCCGCGUGGAUCGCGAGGGCAAAUCCCUAGGGGAUGUCGAAUACGUAGCUCCUUCGCCUCCUGAACGGGAACAGCAGCAACCGCCGCAAACGCUUAGCCACGCGGACCUCGAAGCUUACGUGAGGAGUUACCAGGACCCUCAGGUCGGACAGGUGGACUUGUACCAGGAGAGCAACCUGACGCAAGCCGGACUCGAGGAGUACGCCAGGGUACAACAUUCGCAGCAGGCUAGUUACGCGCAAUCGGAAGGAUACCACAGCUACGUGUCCAGUGUCGAUUCCACCACUAACACUCCUUUUUUGGACAGACUGAGGAGAGACAGCGAGGCGGUUGCUCAGCGACCGACUUCAUCCUGGGACGACGCGAGGGAGGGCAGAGAUAGCGUCGUCACGACGUCAAGCGGGAGCGCGUCGAGCAGCGAGACCCUCAAGUGGCACGGAUCCAUGUCGGACGUGAGCGUGGCCAGCGGUCUUCCGGCGCGUCAGAGCGGCAUCCCUGAGAAAUGGCACCACGGCUCCAUGUCCGACGUCAGCAUCGGCGCUCCUACGCACAAGCAGUCUAACUCGCACGACAAGUGGCAGGGUUCGCUCGGCGACGUCAGUACCGCCGGUGUCGUUCCACCGGUUAAGGCGAGACACUGUGACAAGUGGCAGGAAAAUUGGCAGAAUUCGAUGAACGAUAGGAACAAACGAGGCGUAAGGAACGGCCUUCCGAUCGUCGGUCACGGAUCGAACGGCGACGUUUGCGCGACGCCGACGAGUCGCGAGGGGGGAAAUUGGCAGGAGUCGAGUAUCGACGACGAGGAGACGCGUCCCCGCGACAGGGAGGGGAACAACGACGUGUGGAACGAUUCGGUUGGGAACGAACGCGGGAUCGUCGACGAGAAGUACAACAAUUCCCUCAAUCAACCGAUGCCCCAGAGUCCGACGCAUACGCAGCACGUCGUUGGAAUCGGCGCGCCGCGGAGCCCCGAGAAUUGGAACUCUCAUCACGGUUCCAUGUCGGAUCUGAGCGCCAACGGUCCUCAAGGCAGCAAACAACUGAUAGCUCACAGCGCCAGGGUCCAAACGCCCCAGAGACAUCAUUCCGAGAGCGUAUUGUACCUGGACAGGGAACGGAAUCAGAGAAAAUUGUAUCCCGUCGGUAAUCAGCAAGCUCAAGAAACCGGUCUACCUUCGAGAGUAACGCCGACGUCACCGCAGCAGCCUCAGUUGUCGGUAGCCGAGCGUAUAAGCGAACUGGAAAAACAGCAGCUUCAACAACAGAUGCGCUACACUUAUCUGGAUCCCGACAAGCGUCACAGGGUCUCGGAUCCGACUCUGAAAGCGAUACAGAAGAAGGCACUGCUCUCGUUUUACGAGAGGCAUCAUCAGGCCUCUUGGAGAUCGGAACCUCAGUUGGCCCAAGGAUCAGCAACUCCCGCGCCCCAGAGUCCUCCGCCUCAACCGCCGCCGCGACCGAGACCACCGUCCUCCAGAAGAGCGAGUUCAGCGUCCGAUUACGCCAGCGGUGGUACGUGGCGUGAGAAAUCUAGCCGCAAUUCGAACGUCGCCGAUCCGCCGAGUCCGAAACACCAGCACAGCAACAGCUGCGGCAGUCUGUCGACGGAUCUAUUGGGACCCGUGAUCGUCGGACCGGCCAUAUCCAUCGACGAUUGGGUGCCGGAGCGACCGCCGAAGAAACCCCACCUGAGGAACGUCUACAACGAUCGCGUACCUAGUCCGGAUUUACCGCCACCUUCGCCGCCCACCGUAACCGAGCUGGAAGUCAUCAAUUUCGACGACCCGCUGCCACCGCCGCCCAGCGAACUGCAGAGCGACGCGUACAACAGUCAGGAGAACAAGGAGAAUUCCCACGGGAUAAUCGAGGACAAGAGGAGGGACCACGGACUGGAGAGACACAAGUCUCAGCAGCCCGAAAGACAGUCGACCAGACGCUCGACGAAACACGGCCAAAAACGAGAACACGAUAAAUCGAGCAAAUCAUCGCCCGCGAAAAAUCAUCAGGGGGAUCGAAACAAUUUCGUGAGGUCGACGACCGUCGCGAAACACGCGGAUUCCGGGAUGAUCGUGGAGAACGGAGUGUCCGCCGGUUUCGCCACCCACAGAAUGGUCGCCACCGGCAGAUCGAGUCUGAGGUAUCCCUCGACGCAGAAACUGAUGGUCAACGGAAGGGUGGCACCGGCGGCCAGAAGGGUAACGGAAGAGAGACUUCUAUUCCCCGCGAGACCACCGGCGCAGUUACCGGAUCUGAUAUCGCAGAGGUACAGCGACUCCGGUAAUCAGAGACCCGCGCCUCAGGUCCCCGUCGAGCCUAGAAUCAUACGGCAGGAAUCGAUGAGGGUGGAGAGCACGAGAAUCGACGCGUCCGGCCUGCUGAGGAACGACAGUCAGAGGCUGGAGUCGUCCUCCGGUCAGAGACCGCAGCCUCAGGUGCCUACCAGCGAGUCCAAAGGACCCGCGCAACCACCACCCAGGCCCAACUACUUGCCACUACAGCCGGACGCCGGUGGAGGAAAAUCCUCGAAGUACGCCGAAAGUAAUCACAACUUCACGCUGAGCAGUCCGAUAAAGACGAGCUACGAGGCUAGCUCGAAAUUGUUCGCCGAAGGUAGUCCUCAGAAGUAUCACGAGCCCCCCAAGUACGUACCGAACUCCCAGAGACACGCGGAAAACGGACCGAGAAAUUACUACGCUCUGCCGCCAAAGUACACCGAUGCCCCGAUCGGUCAAAAACCGCAGUCGCAGGCUCCGGUGGACAGGUACGCCUGCGGGUCGCCGAGCUCUCCUCCUCCUCCGCCCUUGGCACCCAGGCAGAAUACGCCGGGACGAAAAUCUCUUCCACCGCCGCCGAGACCCGCACCUCCCCACGCUCAGCAAGGAAGUCAAUCCAAGGCGUCUUAUUUAGCCUACAGAAGAGAACGCGGGGCUCCAGAUAGCGAGGGGAGUUACAAACGAACCAUGUCACCGACGGCCCACGUGGACGAUUGGCCGCCCAAUCUGAGGGACAACGACGAUCCGGUGCUUUUGAGGGUUACGCCUCGACAUUCCCAUGCUCUCAAUAACUCCGAACACCAGCAGCAGCAGCAGCAGCAACAGCUUCUGAAAUCGCACAGCGUUGACGCGCUUCAUCACCGUUUGGAAGAAAGAACCGCGCAUUCGGUCGAGGUCAUCGGCAAACUGUCUUACGAUCUCAGUAAAAAACUUCAAGCUAGCGAAGUGAGAAGUGCGAGCGUUAACAGGGGUGAAAAUAACGUGAUCGGUAACAACAACAACAAUAACAAUAACUUAGAACAGAAUCAAAUCGGCGUAGAAAGUGUGGAGAGGAAAGAACGAAUAUCGCCGCAAAGUAUCGAAGUUCUCAACGACCGUAAUAGACAGUUGGAAAGAGAGAGACGCAAGUUGGCAGCUAGCUGCGAACUGUCCAAUUCCAUGGGGCAGAUGCGUUCGAACGAAAAAGAAAUUUUACUCGCGAAAUGUGAGAAUAAUUAUCAGAGGGAACGUUCGGCUACGAUCGAAAUGACGUCGAGAAACGUGGAACUGUUGAACCGUCGGAACGCCGGUGGCGAGAAAUGCAGAUCGCAGCCUUUGAUCGAAAGCGUGAGGGAAACCAGAGAGAAAUUAAAUUUCGACACCAGACCGCCGCCCGUCAUAGAAAAACCACCUCCGCCUACAACCUCGCCACCCAGAACGCCGGAUCUUGUGGAACGGAGACAGAGCAGUCCGAGUUCGAACAGAUCGGGGGCGGUUCCCAGAAGAUCGGGAAGCUGUUCGAGCUCGAGUUCCUCGUCGUUGAAAUCGUUGAAUUCGCGAAAUUCGAACACACUGCCGUCCAGAAGUUCGCCGAAAGUCAGCGGUCGACGUGGAAACGACUCGCCGAAUUCCAGGGUAGAUUCUUCGCCCUCUACGUCGCCGUGCAGCGAUUCCUGCAAUUUCAUCGUCGAGCACAUAAGCAUCUCGUCGAGACGAAAAGUUUCCAGUCCUACGCAGACGGACGACGCGGAAAAUUUUCGCCCAAGUCGGGAUGAAAUUUUUUUAAGCAAUUCCGUAUCUCCGAUCGAACAAUAUUCCCCCAACAACACGCGCUCCAGUCAGACGACGGGGAGCAGUUUCGAGAACGUUAAAAAUUCCAGAUCGUCGACGGGCUCUCCCGAUUCUUCGCCCUCCACUCCUACCUCACCUACUUCGUUAAAAAAUCCCUUGAAUAAUAUAACUGUAAAUACCGGCAACGAUUCGCCCUGCGUUUCCCCGCAACCUGGAAUCGAAGGGCUCACUCUGGUACAAAGGACGGAAAUCGUGUUGAGAGUGAACGCCGCGACGAGCGACGCAGCUUCGCAGACGGAACUUCUAUCCGACGACGAACCGAGUCGCGAAAAUCGUCCGGACGCCGAUCAAUCGCAAGUGCAACCCGAACCGAGGAAAAAAUCACCCGAAGAAAUCGAAUGCGAAGAAUUGAGCAGAGAUCUCGCCAGUCAACUGAGUCCGAACGACAAACUAGUCCCUAUCCUAGUCCCAGUGCCUGAACAUAAAAGGCCCACAGACUACGUCACCGGACUCUUCAGGGUGGAGGCUACUUUACAACCGAGACCUGCGAGGAGGCGACUUUCCAUUUCUCGAUCGGAUGAUACGAUUCCUACUACUAACUGCAGCGGUUCGAACGGCAACAAAUCUGAAAACAACAAAACGGAGACGUUAUCCUCGCCGAUUUCGUCGCCGGAGAUAUCCACGGUCGUCGCGGAUCCUACGAGUCCGUUGUCUCCGACGUCGGCUUAUUUUACGACGUCCGAAGGAAAAGCGAGAUUCCUAACAAGGUAUUCUCGCGACGUUACGGAGGAUUCUGUACUUCCUUCGUCCCAUGGGAACGAUGCAUCCGGCGUCCCGACGCCGACGGCGAACAACGUCGCCAACAAUCAGGACCUCAAACAGAAAAAGGAGGAGCUCGUCAUCCGCCUGGACAGAAAGCUCGUCGUCCUUCGAGCCGAACAGGAAGCCGUUCGAGAAGAAGGCGACGUGAACGAAGCUCUCGGUGCCCGAGUUACAUCCAGAAUUGCUGCGGUAGCUCGGCCAGCCGAAUCGUCAAAGUACCGACUCCACGUCGAAGAAGUUGGUAAAAUUACAAGCCUCCUCCUCGGUUUAAGUGGAAGACUCGCUCGGGCAGAAAACGCCCUUUAUGGAAUGCCAGCCGACCACGUUGAGCGGAAAAUAUUGGAGAGCAAGAGAGACAAGCUGCUGGAUCAGUUGGAGGAAGCGAAGGUUCUGAAAAGUAACAUAGAUAAAAGGAGCGUCAACGUUUCCGCAAUCCUUUCGAAAUACCUUGACGAAGACGAGUUCGCCGAUUAUCAACACUUUAUCAAUAUGAAAGCGAAAUUGAUAAUGGACGGUCGUGAGAUUCAGGAUAAAGUUAAAUUAGGAGAAGAACAACUAGCAGCCCUCAAAGAAGCCAUCGAUUAACUUUAAUUAUUUUAAACGAAUGUAAUUUCACAAUUCUAAGGGAAGAAGAAGAAAGAAAGAAAAAAAAAACAAACAAACAGAUGCCUACAUACACUCGUUAAUCAUUAUUGUCUUUUUUCUCUCCACAACGAAUAUUCGGAGAUUCUAGCGGAGCCUACUUAAUGAUAUACAACGAAUCAGGAUUGAAUGUGCACAUAAAUUAUUCUCUCCUACGCUUUAAUUUUUCACCCACAGGUUUUUACUGUCGAAUAUUAUAUUCGAAAGGGCUAGUCCUAACGAACUUGUGUCGUAUCUAGUGGCCCGGUGAGAACGAUCCAAAAUUUUCCAUCCGGAUUAAUUCGGAAAGUGAAGAGAAAUGAACGAAGUCAGCGUACACGUUGGUCUUGUGUGUAUUUGAUAUAGGGGGGAAAAAAGGAACGAAAAGGUAAAAGGAAAUUAAAAUGAAAAAGAAGAGAGAAAUGAUAAUUUCUCAUCGCACACUCGAAUAGAUUUAUUGUUAUUUAUUGAACACACGAACCCAUUAUGGAAAAAAAACUUACACACAAACAACGUAAGUAAAUCACUGAUCUUCGGAAAUUUCUCAUCUUUGAGAUUGUUUCAUUGGUCCUGUUUUUUUUUUAUUUCACGCUAUUUUCUUCGAUAAAAGAAAAUCAAAAUUUUUUUAAUGUGUUGCAUGAAAUAUAAAUAUAUAUAUAUAUAUUCCUCAUUUGUAUACUUGUAUAUUUAUAAUACGGUACCAUGGAUAGGUGUGGCGACGAAUAAUCACACCGCGGUAAGUAAAAAAACGAGAAAAAAAAAA
Molecule: messenger RNA, 7549 nt
Organism: Athalia rosae (coleseed sawfly)
Lineage: Eukaryota; Metazoa; Arthropoda; Insecta; Hymenoptera; Athaliidae
Gene: Shrm
Product: protein Shroom
Exons: 12
Coding region: 16-6750 (2244 amino acids)
Biological process (GO): actin filament organization
Cellular component (GO): apical junction complex; cortical actin cytoskeleton; adherens junction
Molecular function (GO): actin filament binding
Source: RefSeq, a predicted model, not a curated record